UUUAGGGAAUAGGAGCACGCGCACAGUCUUUAAAGAACCAGCGGAGAAGUCAACUAAAACCUUUGGAAGGAGACGGCUCGCACUUUGAGGCAGAACUUGUUAAAUUCAAACUAUAAGAAAGAAAGUAAAAAUCAAUCACCGUACGGGUAUUUCGACGAAUUUUGGCGUUACAUUUUGAGGCGGAAAGUUGUAAGAUUGAAGGACCUAAACUAUAAUCAGAUUUUUGCCUUCUUAAUUAUCUUUUUUCUUUCAUAAUACAGUAGUUUUUCGUUGUACGCAUGUGAAACGGGAAUGUCAUUCAGCAUAAGUUGCUCGCACCAAAGAUAUAUGGAUAAAAAGCUGUGUUGAUGAAAAAAGCCUCACAAAUGAAAUGUUCCCUCUCCUCCCCUUAACAAUGCAGUGCAUCUUCCAGUAAUCCGCGUGAAAGGUCAUGAUUUUUUUUAAAGAAGUAAAAACUUAAGGCAAAAUUACAUUGUAUUACCGAAUGUGUCAUCCUGCGAUUACAGACUGAUUUUCUUCCUAAGUAGUCUCACGAGGUUUAAAUUCUCGCGACAACAAGGCCGCUCUAUAUUUCACUAGCCCCAUUGGCGAGUAUGAAAGUGAAAGAGGUUACGUGUGAUGCAUUUGAUCGUGGCACGCACUGGACAGUGGCUGAGGAAAUCAAAGUUCAAUUUCGCAUUAACGUAUCACCAAAACUACGCUUUUUCUCUGUGGAAAUUUCAUGGAAUUAGUAUCAAGCUUUAACUAUUUUUUAAAAUAAAAGAAGAGACUGAUAAAUACAUAUUAUUUCGUUAACAUAUGUGACUUGCUAGCAUGUACUUGACUGGGUAAGGCUGCUCUGGUUGGGAAAUGUCAUCAUGGCCCACAAAAUAGACGUCUGGCCAGUUUUGAUAGCCUUUGCGUGAGGAAAUAAAACAAGAAAUAAUUUUUAUUUUUCAACGAAUGAACCGGUAAAAGCCUCGUGCCACAGCAAUAUGCUUCGCUAAUCAUUUUCCUGACGGCCUUGGCCCCUCCUGUGUUGCCAAAAUCCACGGAGUGUUAAUCUCAAAGUCAAUAUUAUGGUCACGUCCAAGCUAAGGAUGAACUAAGUUUUGUUUUAGGGCUGCACAUGUUUACUCAAGUCCUUCUGAUUCACGAAAUAUCCAUCGAGAGGUGCAAUAGAAACGUGGAAGUACUCCGAAAAGUUUGAAUAAAGUCCGUAACACCUAGCAUGGCGCACCCAAAGAUGUAUUUACAUCAUAUUCUAAUUACAUGACAGUCUGUUACAGGAUAAAAUGCAUUGAGAGUUGAUUCAAACAGACAGUUUGGCGUUGUCGGAAGGAAAUAACUUUAUCCCUUCGGUUCCGCACUCUGGGACAUACUUUUCUGAUUACUCUUUGCACGACACUUACGGCGUUUUGGCGGAAUUUCUGGCAAGGAAUUUGUGGGCUGGAGCCAAAACGUCAUAUUUCCUGAUAGCUCCCGGAUAUCUUGACCCUCAGGUUACUUUAGCGUAACCCGAUAUUUCGGUAAAAUACCCAUGAAAUAUACGGGCACAAAUCCUUUCAAGACGUAGUCAUCUUGGCACCAGGAUCUAUUGCACUGUCAAAUUUACGGCUCUCUGAUUGGCUCCCUCGACGUAUUACAUAAACAUGUCUCCUCUCAACCACGUGAUAAAAAAGCUUAUUUUCAACUCGCUUGUCACAUCUAUCACACGUGUUCUUGCAUAUCAGAGACAUCAUAGCAGCAGGGAGCUUGGCAGGCGAAUUUUUUUGAAGUCAGAAGAAAAUUCUUCCGCGCUAACCUCGCCACGACCGUAUAACAGCACAGAACGCGAAGAAAUGCAUGGCGACGACAGAAUGCUGCUCUCCGAUCGAAGAACGGUACGAAAUAAGAGAAUCCCGGCACCUCUACCACAAAUUUUAAACCCCUUGGGGUUUGACAAUCCGAUCGGUGUAUGUCACCCUCAACUGCCGCGGCAUAGCCAGAAUUAUGCAAAAUUGCUGGGGUCGAUGGACCAAGGAGCUGUCGCGAAGAAAGACCCAGCUAUGGAGAACGACUCCGACAGAAUCAAGCGUCCUAUGAACGCUUUCAUGGUUUGGGCACAAGUGGAGAGAAGACGACUGGCGGAUGCAAACCCAGAGCUGCACAAUGCCGAGCUCAGUAAAAUUCUGGGACAAGCUUGGAGAUCGCUGAACGGGUCGCAGAAACGACCUUAUGUAGAAGAGGCCGAGCGUUUGCGGCAACAGCAUAUUAAGGAUCACCCUGACUACAAAUAUCGGCCCAGGCGAAGAAAACACCCCAAAAGAGUUUGUAAGAAAAUGACUUCUUCUACACCCCCGAACUGCGCAGUAAUACGCAAUCCGAAAGAAACAACAGCCCAUGUCUCGCACUCUACUUCAGGUGCCGAGUGCGGACAACUCGCGGUCAACCCUGCAGAGGAAAAUUUAAUGAACUUUGGUCAGUCAUCUGCACCAAUUCCGUUUGCAAACGGAGAUUUAAGGCUGACACAUCUCGGCGGCCAUUCCACCUUGCCAAAUUUGUCCGAGAUAAGCCUUCCCACACCAGAGACGAGUCCCGGAUCUGACGAAUUUGGUAGUGAGUUUAACUUCCCAACUUGCUGGCAAGACCUUCAAAGUGCGCCCACUAGUGUGCAGAUAAAAUCACAUUCCACCUCCCCACCGCCAUAUGUCGGUGUAUCUACUUCAAAUUCAGCGCCUGUGAGCCCGAUCUAUCUCACAAACGGAGGCCUACAGGUACCGAAUUCUGUGCCGAUGAUGCCUGGUAGCGCGAACACUCAACUUCAACCCAAUGACACCAGUGCAAAUCAGAUCUUCUACUUCGCUCAACAUAUCAGGGAGCUGUUACCCGAAGGAGACUUCAACAGGGAGGAAUUCGAUCAGUACCUAGACGGCACAGAAACAGCAAAUAUUAUGUGUGAUGUGGCCUGGUGAGGUAACACUAUCGAGGAAGCUAUGCAGACUUUUGACUGUAAAAAUUCCAUUACGCAAGGACUUGGUGCCGAGAUUUUUUGCCAAUAUCGAUAGGGUGACAGUUUUUCAGCCGUCACGUUCGAUGCCAACGAACACUUUAUUUCAUAAUUUCGGUAUUGUUUUGUCUUACUUUCAAGCGCAAUGCGUAGACAAGGAAUUAUUUUUCAAUGUACAGUUUACAUAAGGGGUCAAAUACAAGUGAUGUACACAGUUGAAGGCUAAAAAGCCCGCAAGGGGCCGAUCGAGGUACAAAGUACGUCUCCUAGUUUCUUCAAUUUAUACGCGAUGCAUGCAAUCUACCGUAGUUUAUAUUUGGAUGUACAAUUUCGGGUUGCUUUUAAAAUAAAGAUUUGCUAAUGAGCUUUA
Messenger RNA from Pocillopora damicornis (cauliflower coral), 3338 nucleotides. RefSeq names its product transcription factor Sox-18A. The record is from RefSeq and is a predicted model, not a curated record. Gene Ontology annotation, biological process: cell differentiation; positive regulation of transcription by RNA polymerase II. Gene Ontology annotation, cellular component: nucleus. NCBI's taxonomy places the organism in Eukaryota, Metazoa, Cnidaria, Anthozoa, Scleractinia, Pocilloporidae. Gene Ontology annotation, molecular function: DNA-binding transcription activator activity, RNA polymerase II-specific; RNA polymerase II cis-regulatory region sequence-specific DNA binding.